Messenger RNA from Purpureocillium lilacinum, 861 nucleotides. RefSeq lists its product as uncharacterized. NCBI's taxonomy places the organism in Eukaryota, Fungi, Ascomycota, Sordariomycetes, Hypocreales, Ophiocordycipitaceae. The record is from RefSeq and is a predicted model, not a curated record.
AUGCCUACCACCACCGCCACCGCCGCGCCGAGACCACCACCAUCACCACCACCACCACCAUCAGCAGCAACAGCAAAGGCCCCGGGCCCCGGUGCCACAGCGGCCCUCCUCCUCCCAUCAUCACCCGCGGAUACCCGCGCCGCCAACACCUCCAUCACCGAGACCCUCCACAUCCUCGACGCCUUCAACCACCGCCACCACAACCAGCACCGCGCGACGCACUGGUGGUCCUCGUUUCGCAUCCUCCGCCGUCGCCUCCAGUCCCUGCGCGAUGCUCUGCUCUCCAGUGCCCGGGCCGCCCCCGCCGGGGGCCGUCAGACGACGUCUUCGUUGUCGCGCUGGCAGGCCGUCCGCCUCCGGGCCGGCUGGAUGAGGACUCAUGUCGUCCCCCGCGCAUAUAUUGCCUUGACCCUGUGCAGUUCGUUCUCCCAGCUGGCUGCGGACAACCAACAUGCUCCCCUCGGGCUGCUCCUCCUCGCCGUUCUCGGCCGCGUCGACACCGUCUUAGCCACCCUCGCGCCAUCCGAUGAUGCAAAGACACUGCCGCCGCCGGCAGCCCAAUCGUCCCGUGCCAAUGUGACAACCGCACGCCCAAUGCCUGCCGAGACGGAAACGGAAGCACCGCCGCCAGACCUUGGCGUCGCCGUAUCCCGUCAAGAUGUCCCGCGCCCUGUUAAGCGCGAGAAGCGCGCUGAAGAGAGCGCGCCCUCUGACCACACCAAGAAGCGUUCGCGGGACGUCAAAUCCGAAGCCGCGGGCAGCGACACCGCGGGAAAACAACGCCAGAGCAACAAGAAGAACAAGAAGAAGAGCAAGGACGGGGGCGACGCCUUUGCCAACCUCUUUGGCUCACUGGCCUGA